Molecule: messenger RNA, 1523 nt
Organism: Aedes albopictus (Asian tiger mosquito)
Lineage: Eukaryota; Metazoa; Arthropoda; Insecta; Diptera; Culicidae
Product: cuticle protein 19
Exons: 4
Coding region: 133-819 (228 amino acids)
Cellular component (GO): extracellular matrix
Source: RefSeq, a predicted model, not a curated record
UCUAUCUCCCCAGCCAGGGUGGAGUUUAGUAUAAAAGAACCCGGGUGCAAUUGGACCGAUAUCAUUCACAGUUCAGAACUCGUCGUUGAGCGUUAGAAGAAAUCGCAAAACUAGCAAACCAAACUCUUAAAAAUGGCUUUCUUCAAAACCGUUGUCUGCUUGGCUUUCCUCGGAGUUGCCGCCGCUGGUGUCGUCCCACUGGCCACUGAAUACAAGGGAGAUUACUACUCUCACCCUCAGUACUCCUUCAACUAUGGAGUCCAUGAUGGUCUCACCGGAGAUGUGAAAUCCCAGGUUGAGAGCCGUGAUGGAGAUGUUGUGAAGGGACAGUACUCCCUGGUCGAACCCGAUGGUUCCGUCCGCACCGUCGACUACACCGCCGAUGAUGUUAACGGAUUCAACGCUGUCGUCACCAAAUCUGGCCCAUCGGUCCAUGCUGCUCCAGCCGUCGUUGCCCACGCUGCCCCAGCCGUCGUCAAGACUGUUGCCGCUCCAGUUGCCUACAGCGCCCCAGCCGUCGUUAAGACCGUUGCCGCUGCCCCAGCUGUCUACUCCCAUGCCGCCCCUGCCGUGUACUCCCAUGCUGCCCCAGCUGUCUAUGCCCAUUCUGCCCCAGUUGCCUACAGCGCCCCAGCCGUCGUUAAGACUGUUGCCACUGCUCCAGCUGUCUACUCGCAUGCCGCCCCAGCCGUCUACUCGCACGCUGCCCCAGUUGCCUACGCUCACGCCCCAGCUGUGUACGCUGCUCAUGCCCCAGCUGUCUACGGACAUGCUUACGGACACGCAUACGCCCCAGCUCACGCCGCCGUCCACUACUAAAUCUCUCGCCAUAUAGACAAACCUCCACAAACCUCACCUCCCCUAGCGCAAGUCGCCCCUAGAGCUGCUAUCCCCCAUCGGACGAACUGCCAAAUAUUAUUUAUUUCCUUCGAUCCUUGAGUCUAUCGUCCCGCCCUUGAACUUCAACACCCCCCCAUCUAGCCGGCCGGAAUAGCAACUUUACGAGUGGCUGCAGCUUUCGCAACAAUGGACAACGACACAAAACUCUAUCUUGAAUUGUAUGUAUAUAGUGCGCACCAACAACAACGGAGGGAAGACGAGCGAUCGAACGGAAAGAUCUAACGCUGCCACCGGUUCUGAAACGUGACUGUAGUUUUCUCUGGUAUCGCUUAUCUGAACUCCCGCAUCCUACACUCCGGUCGUCGGUGGGUGCACACCCGCGUCCACCGACACUGGGGAGGUCGGAAUUCGGUGCGACGCGCAACUUUGUUUUAAAGAAUAGAUUUCCCCGAGCGGGCUAAGGCCCUCUUCGGAAUAAAGAAGCAAACGUACGCAAAUGGCAAUACAAACUCGAACAAUACUCAUAUGUACACACAUUCAAUUGGGAUGUUUUAAUGCUCCUUUUGUUACGACGAUAAACGACUAAGCCUGAACGUGAUGGAACGAAUUUGUACAGAGAUGAUACGCUGAUGAUGAUAUUAAUUAGGUUAAUAAAGACAAACUUUAAAAUCAAUGAAAUCAAA